This is a messenger RNA of Cuscuta epithymum, 1433 nucleotides long. Lineage: Eukaryota; Viridiplantae; Streptophyta; Magnoliopsida; Solanales; Convolvulaceae. The record is from the annotation of a GenBank genome assembly.
UAGAGUGAGAGCCAUGAGGAGGUCCUAGAGUGAGAGGCUAGAGAGAGCCUCCUCAAGUGAUGAGAGAGAGAUCCUUGAGGAGGGCUAUUGAGUAAGAGAAGGCCUCCUCUAGAGAGGGAUGUGAGAGUGAAGUAGUCUCAUACAAAGAGUGAUGUGAGCUACUCGUUUACUUGUAAAAUAUCUCUUGUACAUUUCAAUUGUAUAAUACAAAGUGAUAUUGUUAGAUUGAAUCUUUGUGUUACAAGUGGGUGGGUAAAUGUACAAGAGUCCUUUGAGCUGGUGAUCCUGGAAGAGGUCGGUGGUCGUGUAUUCCCCAACAUAUAGAUACUACAUAGAUGUCUAAAUCAUGUCUUGAAAUGUAGCUUAGUUUAAUGUUUUUUUAUAUGAAAUUGGUCCAAGCUGUUGUGUUCAUUGCUUAAGCAUAAUAGGAUCUGAUUUUAAUAUACUCUCAUGCCACAUUAAACUGUGCUGCUUCACAAAAGAUCAACAUAGUAGCAAUAGUAUGCCAAUAUAUGUUAGUUCGUGCUUUAUAUUCUACGAUGUAAUUUGUCUUAUUGAAUGUAAUGCAAUGUAAUAAAAUGCUUAUGUAGUGUAAUUUUUAUUUUAUUGAAGUGUUGUCAAACCAGAGGCAAUCAUGGCAUUUUAUGGGGAAGAGGCCAUUUCUUUUAUGGAACAAGCUCUACAACAAGCUAAGUUUGCGUUAGACAGCCUUGAAGUGCCGGUAGGUUGCAUCAUCGUAGAGGAUGGUGAGGUCAUUGCUUCGGGAAGGAACCGAACCACAGAGACAAGAAAUGGCACUAGGCAUGCUGAGAUGGAAGCCAUUGAUCAUCUACUUGAGAAAUGGAAGAAACGUGGAGUUUCACCGGGUGAAGUUUAUGAAAGAUUUUCAAAAUGUGUGCUUUACGUAACAUGUGAACCAUGUAUAAUGUGUGCAGCGGCCCUUUCUUACCUUGGAAUUAAAAAAACUGUUUAUGGAUGCUCAAACGAUAAGUUCGGUGGUUGUGGAUCGAUAUUGUCAUUGCAUGCCGGGGUUGGAGCGGCAAAUAAGGGCUUUGAAUGUGUUGGAGGUGUGAUGGCAUCUGAAGCAAUAUCUCUUCUGCGCAGCUUCUACGAACAAGGAAAUCCAAAUGCGCCCAAACCUCACAGACCGCUGAAACAAAUGAACACAUGAUGUUCUUCAUAAUGUGUCGAUUCAGCCUUUGGGCUGAGGGGGAUUGUCAGCCCCUUUUUAUAGAAAUUGUAAUGAGUCCCUGAUGGUUUCUUUCACUUGAUCAUGAAAAGGCAAUUGUUCUCUUACCUCUGUGUUGCAUGUCCAUGUUAUUAGACAACAAAUAUCAUAUUACUCACAUUUGAGGCAAUGCUCUUUUUGAGUGGCGUAUGAUUAGACUUCGGGCACUUGUCAAUUAAUAAUUUGAAGAGGCAACCCAAAGUUA